AAGAAAUACCCAUCUACCAUGGUGACGACCGGACAGCUUAACAGCGCCUUGUCUGCUUGUGGCUACGGCCCAGUCGAUACAAGUGUUGCCAACGUUAUUGUCAACCAGAUCAACAAUAUGACUGGUAGUAUCAACGAAGCAGCCAUGUUCCUGGCUCAGCUGAUUCACGAGAGCGGAGGAUUCCAGCAUCGUAGAGAGAUCAAUGGACCAGCCCUGAGCUACGCCCCUUACUACGGCCGUGGCUAUAUCCAGUUGACCCAUGAUUACAACUACCGAGCAGCUUCGAUGGCACUCUUCGGUGAUGAGCGACUAAUCAAUAACCCUGAUAUGGUGUCCGACAGUGUGGAAAUGUCGAUGCGCGUUUCGGUUUGGUUCUGGGAGGCGAGAGUUCGUCCCGAAGGAGGACCUUCGAGCAACAACUUCGGACUGACCACCAAGGCGAUCAACGGAGGUUUGGAGCCGCCUGGCAGUGACCUAGCGCGUAGGCGAUUCAGUCUCUAUGUUCAGGUGGCUAAUGCUCUUGGAGUCAGUAACAUAAAUGUCCCAAGUGGAGGAUAACGUGCCUCUGGAACCGGCCUUGUGAUACCAGUAACAUAGCACCGUAUUGAUAUGCGAGUGAAAGCGGAAGUUCCAAGCAUAAAAUACGCAUAAUACAAUUUCGAAGUUUUGAAUGAAGUAUUUGAAGCAUUA
Aedes albopictus (Asian tiger mosquito) is the source of this 690-nucleotide messenger RNA. RefSeq lists its product as uncharacterized. Gene Ontology annotation, molecular function: chitinase activity. Gene Ontology annotation, biological process: cell wall macromolecule catabolic process; chitin catabolic process. The transcript has a single exon. The coding region runs from base 19 to 558 and encodes 179 amino acids. NCBI's taxonomy places the organism in Eukaryota, Metazoa, Arthropoda, Insecta, Diptera, Culicidae. The record is from RefSeq and is a predicted model, not a curated record.